Messenger RNA from Dicrocoelium dendriticum, 1263 nucleotides. The record is from the annotation of a GenBank genome assembly. NCBI's taxonomy places the organism in Eukaryota, Metazoa, Platyhelminthes, Trematoda, Plagiorchiida, Dicrocoeliidae.
AUGACUGCACAGUCGGCAGAUUGUGCUUGCACACCAGUUGCCAAUUCCUUCCGAAUACAAGCGCAGCAUAAUGUCACAUUUGGUGACAAGGAUUUGUUCCGGGGCAGUUUACUUCAUAUUUACUGGGAUGCAGACGUUUGGCAGUGUGGUGCGAAAGUCUGCACUAAACUGGUUUCUCGAGUUUCGACGACUACUAAGGGAGUGUCAGAUGCUUCAGGAAAGGGUUCCAAAGAAGUCAAACCAGAUUCGACCGAUCAAUCUUCCGAGGCUAAGAUUCAAAAGUUGGCGGCUGUUAAGUUCGACACCGAUGGCUUUUCGGCAUGUGGCGAUGACACAAGUAGCGAUGCUGAAGCAGAAGGGACCAGAGAGUCAUCAGGUCCGGGUGACGUCAAUACUGAGGAAUUCAACUUUCUGAAUCAAACAGGUGACUCGAAACGCACCCGUACUGCAUACACUCGGCAACAAAUUCUCGAAUUGGAGAAAGAAUUCCACUAUAACAAGUAUCUCACACGAAAGAGAAGACUUGAAAUUGCCCAUACGUUGACGCUUUCGGAAAGACAGAUAAAGAUUUGGUUUCAAAACAGGCGCAUGAAGUGGAAGAAGGAACACCAUCUACCUGGGAUGAAACAACGGCUGACUGAAACCAGAUCCCCGGCCACUACAAGAACUCACUUAUGUUCCCCGGUGAACCCACUCCUACCUCCUGUUCCAAUGCACUCUACACUGAUAGCGAACCAGUAUCGGGCGACUAUGGAACCAAAUGCCUGCAGAGUGUCCACAGAAUUUCCAUUCCCUCCACUUUCCAACCCAUCCAUCCCUUUGCCCGUGUCAGAUCCUUGGACUACCCAAUCAAACCAUGCUGCGUCUUUCAUUUCUCCCUCCAUGAUAUCAUCUGCGUCUAGGCACGACCUCUCACCCGGGUUAAACUUACUUUAUGGGAGUUCCGCUUAUGAUGCAAGGUUGGAUUCGGGUCACAUGAUUCCCAGUGCUCGUUCGGCAUAUCCGCUUUCAAAUACGGAGCCUAUGAGUUCAACUCAAAACAGCCAGAUUGGUCUGUCGAUGCAAGGCACGACUCAGCCAACGGAAUCGACUCGCUUUUGUGGACAGAUGACAACAUCGUUGGGAUUUACAAGCUCGUUGUGUCCUAACUACGAAAAUUCGGCCUUGAACAAACCAGCAAGCAGACUGCAAUCCUUUGGUCGGAUGAGCACUAGUAAUAGCAGUACAAGCAGUGGUCACAGCAGCCACGAUGCAAUGGACUAG